UGUUUAUGCAGCGCUAAUCUUAGGUCAAUACUUUCACGAUUAACAGUGUUAAAAGAGCAGUCGUUACGAAAUGUGUGGUGCAGUGUUUUUUCUAAUAACUUUAGUUUGUGCCACUGCCACACUUGAACCCUUUGAAGUAGUUUCUACCACAAAUGACCCAACUUCCUUCAACACCAACACUUCGUUGCACCCUCUGGAACUAAAAAUCACACUUCUACAAGACAAACCACACCGAUCGGACAGAAAUGCCUUACCAGAAAUUUCUUUGCUUCCGUUACACCUUAGUAACCACCCUAAAGACUGCCAAAUAUACCAUGAAAGAGGUGCCCGAAUAAAUGGUCUCUAUCGCAUUCAACCUGAUCCCUCCACCGACUCUUUUCUGGUACUAUGUGACAUGAAAACAAGAGGCGGAGGAUGGACGUACUUGAUGAACAGGUACGACGGUUCAGAAAAUUUUGACUUGCCUUGGAACGACUACAAAGACGGUUUUGGUAACCUGAAUGGAGAGUUUUGGUUGGGGUUAGACAAGAUGCACGCUCUAACAGAAAGUACCCAAGUCAGCGAACUUUUAAUCGAAUUGAUCGACUGGGAGAACGGGAAGGUGUAUGCAUAUUAUGGUACUUUUAGAGUCGGGAGUGAAGAUAAAGGUUAUGGGUUGAAAAUCGGUGACUAUAGUGGCAAUGCUGGAGAUUGUUUGGCGGCACAUGACGAACGGAAGUUUAGUACGAAGGAUAAGGAUCAGGAUGCCCAUGAUACCGUACAUUGUGCUAACCAUUACAAUGGGGGGUGGUGGUAUGCGGCUUGCUUCAGGAGUAAACUCACCGGCAAAUACAUCAAAGGUAACACCAGCACUAAUCAAGGUAUACAUUGGGACCUGUUUCAUCCAAAUACGUAUAGUCUUAAGCAAGUGAGAAUGAUGUUGAGGCCAGGAGAACUGUGGACCUAGAAUUGUGGCUCCUGUGAAAUUCUUAUUAUUUACUCUAGGUUUGCAAGGUUGAUUCUGUUAUCGUCUUACCCCAAUUUUGAUCACCAGUUGUCAAUAAAUUGUCAUUUAUUUGUAACAACCAAUAAAACAACAUCUAAAAUUGUA
Zophobas morio is the source of this 1090-nucleotide messenger RNA. RefSeq names its product fibrinogen C domain-containing protein 1-like. The record is from RefSeq and is a predicted model, not a curated record. The transcript has 4 exons. The coding region runs from base 71 to 946 and encodes 291 amino acids. NCBI's taxonomy places the organism in Eukaryota, Metazoa, Arthropoda, Insecta, Coleoptera, Tenebrionidae.